Coniophora puteana RWD-64-598 SS2 is the source of this 1914-nucleotide messenger RNA. RefSeq lists its product as uncharacterized. The record is from RefSeq and is a predicted model, not a curated record. The coding region runs from base 1 to 1914 and encodes 637 amino acids. NCBI's taxonomy places the organism in Eukaryota, Fungi, Basidiomycota, Agaricomycetes, Boletales, Coniophoraceae. The transcript is spliced from 6 exons.
AUGUCGUCCCGAAUGAACACUCGCGCAUCGAACGCGGAGAAGCACCCUGGUGACAUCCACAAGGCCUUGAACCGCCGGACUUCCAGUGAAGUUGCGCUCCACAAGAAGCAGAAGAAAGCGGAGAAAGACAAGAAGAACGCCGAGCUGAUCCGCCAGAAGGAGCGUGUUGCCAAUCUGGAGAACGAGUUAGACAGGAAAUACGCGAAGAAACUUGCCCACGCACCGACAGCGCCUCCGAGACCAGCACCAGCAUCGAAAAGGAGGUCGAAGGCCACCACUGCCGACAAUGCCGACAGCACCGAAGAUGCCGAAGACGCCAACGACCACGACUCAGACAACGCGGCUGCCAAGACAUCGUCUGGCCCAAGAGCGAAGGUGAAGACGAAGUCGGCCCCUGCCAGAGCCAACACCGACAAGGGGGACACCGGUACUGAAGUCCCAGCCAACGCUCCGGCGAGGCUGAAGCCAAAGCCAAAGCAGAUGAAAAAGCAGCCCCCGCUGGCUGACGAGGCGGCUGGUGUGGACGUGUCUGAUGGCGAUGAGAUGGCUGUUGGUGAUGACGAUGAUCCGGCACCCAGGACCGUAGCUAGGAAGCGGGUCCACAAAACAAACCCAGCGAAGAAGGCUGGUACUAAAGGUAAGCUUAUCGCAAUCUCAAUCUUGGUCACUACUCACCUUUGCCUCGUCCCGUUGCAAAACGAAGCAAAAAACGGCGAUAAGGGAGACAACGUGUUCGAGCCUGAGGACGCCAUGAAAGCGGUGAAGCAGAGCUUGGAGGACAGAGCGACAUUCCGUACAGGUGUCGACAAGAUGAGGGAGGUACAGGUGCCAGUGGAGAACAGUGCCCGCGCGGCACCAGGAACCGCCGGGAAAGGCAAGUCUGCCUCGACAGCGCGCUCCAUCGGCUUCAAGACCGAUAUCAAGAAAUGGUCUGCGGCUGUCACCCCGCGUGGUCCACCUGCCUCGACCUCCAACGCCUCCCAUUCCCGCAGCGCACUGACUAGUGCGAGGUCCUCCACCCUUGUUGGCCAAUCCACUACAUCCAAGAGGAAGGAGAAGGCGCCAGAACCUGAGCCCGAGCCUGUACCCGAGGCCUUCGACGAAGAUGAGGACCAUGGACUCACGGACGACAAUGCUGAGGAUCUGGCCCGAGAGCGCGCCAGCUUCCGCGCUGAGGCCAACGUUGUACUGCUUUCAAGUCCCCCACCAAGCCCACCUGUACUGCCGCAUCGCCACCUCCCCCGUGAGCGCCUCUCCUCUGUCGAGGAGCUCACCACGCCUCCUGGCCGCCAUUUCUCUACCCCCGAGAGCGUCUCCUCCCCCAUCGAACAGCCUGAAGCUCCCUCCCUUAAGCGCCGUCGUUCGGACAGCACCAAGAAUGGUGCGAACAAGGAGGAGCCUGAAGGAACAGUCCGACUAGAUCACGAUCAGGUCGCUGAGCAAGACGAGGAUAUUGUGCUUGAUUCCGAGCCUGAAAGCGUCCCCAUCCCGAAGAACAAGUCUCGUACCACUGACAUGGGGGACGUUAACAUCCAGCCGGCAAAACGUCUCAAACCAGCCUCGAGCAAGGCUAUCGCGGUCAAAACAGAAAAAGGCGACAAGCAGGACGAGAACGUCGAGAAGGCGACAGACGCCAGUAAGGACGACAACAUCAGCAAGCGCAAGAAGAAGUACAAUAAGAAGACGCUGCCCUCACACGCCAACACCAAUCGUAGGUGGGCUCGUGUUUUCAUACCAACAUUCUUUGCCUGGCUCGCCCGUCAGAAGGACGUGUGGGGCCCCUCAAACAACAAGGUCCUCAAUGCCCUCCGAAACAUCUGGCGCGUGGUCUACAAUGAGGAGCUGCCUCCGGAGCAGGACGCAAUCGAUGGGGCCGUGUUCAAUCUCGUAAGCAUAGCUGUUGUUCUAAUUUGA